This is a messenger RNA of Odontomachus brunneus, 3048 nucleotides long. RefSeq names its product zinc finger protein 271-like. Bases 1 to 3048 code for a protein of 1015 amino acids. The transcript is spliced from 6 exons. Lineage: Eukaryota; Metazoa; Arthropoda; Insecta; Hymenoptera; Formicidae. The record is from RefSeq and is a predicted model, not a curated record.
AUGCAUUUACCCAAUACACAAAACAUUAGCAGUAUAUCGAUAGAUUGUGAUUCAUCUAUGGACCCUCUGAACAUCACAGAUACCUGUAACUCGGAAUACUUCCUGGUUGAAGACAUAGAAUGUACACCGGAGUAUGCCUCCUUGCCUAACAAAAAAAAGCGUCAUAUCACGAAGAAGAAAAAGCUGGUCAGCAUGCCGAAGCAAGAGGAUUAUUAUUCGAAGGAGGUGACGAGAGGACAGAAUCUCAUUCAGGACAAGGUCGAGCGGAAGAAGCCGGAGCUUCUCUUGGAGUGCGCUACGUGUGGCAAACGAUUCAGCCAGAAGACCACCAUGAUAAAGCACAUGAGCGAGCACAAGUACCAAUGCCAAACCUGCUGCCAGAACUUUAGCCUGAAGCGGGAUCUGAAGAACCACAUGGAGAAGAUCCACGGACCUCUUCUCUAUUCGUGCAGUAUUUGCGAAUACAAGAGCAAUAAUAAGUGCACCCUGAAAGAUCACUUCAUACGAAAACAUACCAGCGGCUUCCAGUACUCGUGUACAGUUUGCAAGAAACAGUUUAAAAUUAAGAACGACCUGAAGCAACACAUGAAUCAAAUGCAUAGCGGCGACCCGCCCAUCAUCUGCAGCAUCUGCGGCCACGCUUGCAAGAACGUGCCCGCCAUCAAGGCGCACAUGAAGUACCGACACCACAAGCCGGCUUACGAGUGCAAGAUAUGCAAGCGCGGUUUAACCACGCAAGAAUAUCUGGAGCAGCAUCUGAUCUGGCACCAGCGCAAGGAGAAAGUGGUCUGUCCCACUUGCGGCAAGACCUUCGGCCAGAAGAGGGACUUGGACCUUCACCUGAGGAUCCAUCAGGGUAUCCGACCGUUCUCCUGUCCGGUCUGUGGCAAGACCUUCCCUCGGAAGACCGCGCAGGAGCAGCACAUGCUGAUACAUACCGGAAAGAGGCCGUAUAUCUGCGAUAUCUGCGGCCAGACCUUCGCGCAGAAGCCAGGUCUCAUCUGCCACAGAAAGCGUCAUCCUGGACCGUUGCCGCCGUUACCAGUGGUGUCCAUUAAGAAGAUUAUCAUGGACUUCACACAGGAACUAGGUUUUAAUUCUGCUCAACAGCAGGAUAAGAUAGCACAACGACGAGGCAAGACGCGCGCCGUGCACCAGUGCGUCAAGUGCGGCGCCUGCUUUCGGCACACGAGGAAGCUUGUGGAGCACCUGAAGAAUUUGCACAACAUCGACCGCGCCUUCAGCUGCGACGAGUGCGACAAGACGUUCCGCAGCCCGAUGAACAUAGCCCGCCACAAACUGAUCCACACGGGACUAAAGGUGUUCGUCUGCGAGCUCUGCGACUACAGCACCAAUCAGAAGUCCAAUCUGGAGUGCCAUCGUCGUCGGCACGCGCAGGACUACAGUUUCAAGUGCGAGACUUGCGAGCGAAGUUUCUACCACAAGACCGAGUACCUGGAGCACGAGAACGCGCACACCAACAAGAAUCUCUAUCGCUGCGAGCACUGCCACAAGUGCUACCUCUACAAGAAGAACCUGUUGGUACACAUGGCGACGCAGCACGCUGCCAGCAAGCAAACUGGCCCGGCCGGCGCGAAAAGCAACGCGCGUGCGAAGCAUGCGUGCAAGCUCUGCCCGGAGAGAUUCGUCUACAAGAGGCUGCUGCGGCAGCACAUGAAGAAUCAGCAUGGACUCUCAAGUCCGACCACUAAGUAUCUGUGCGACGUGUGCGGCGCGGAGCUGUCGUCCCAACGACGAUUAACCGUGCACAAACGCGCUCACACGGGCGAGAAGGUCUUCGAGUGUGACAUAUGCGACAAGAAAUUCGCCAGCAAAGAGAACCUGAGCAUCCACAAGCGGACACACACCGGUGAACGUCCGCAUGUCUGCCCGCAUUGCGGCAAGAGCUUCGCGCAGAGGACGCCGUUGGUGUUGCACUUGCGUUUUCAUUCGGGCGAGAGGCCGUAUCAGUGCCCCGACUGCGGUAAGGGCUUCGUGUCCAAUUCUUCCGUCAAGAGACACCGAAAAAUGCACAAGAAAGCUGUCACCGCGCAACCGAAGACCCGACCGACCAAUAAUCACAAUGAGCUUUCCAGCUGCGCCGAUGCGGAAGCGACAAACGAGACUUCCUUGUCUGAUCUUCGACAGAAACUCGAGAGCAUCGCCAAGACCUGCGAAAUGUGCCAGGAGAAAUUUUACUUCGUCUCCAGGCUGGUCGCGCAUCUGCGGACUGUACACGGUAUUACCCGGCCCUUCAAGUGCGCCAACUGUGACAAGAGUUACCCUCAGCAGUUCAUAUUGAACGCUCACGUGAAGAAGUCGCACAUGCCGAAGACAGUGCCGUGCAACGAGUGCAGCUUUAUGGGUGUGAGCGCGACUGACGUGGAGAAACACCGGAAACAGGUCCAUCGCGCCUUGAAGUUUACUUGCGAGAUUUGCAGCAAGAACUUCGACGACAAGGACGCUCUGGUCACGCACACGACGAUGCACGACUUCAUGCAGUAUCAGCGAUGCGGCGCAUGCGACAGUGUCUUCAAUGACGUGUCCAGCUUGAAGGAACACAAUCGUCUGCAACAUUACGACUCUGCGACGGCGGCUAAGAAGAAGAAACCCGUGAGCGAACACAAGUGCGACGUUUGCGACAAGGUGUACAAGUACAAAUUGAUGUUGAAGCAGCACCAGGCGAAGGCACACGGCGACCCCAGCUGCGAAGGACGCAGGUACCUCUGCGCGUUCUGUGGUAAGGAACUGAAAACCGCGAAGGGCCUCGAGAUCCACAACAGGUCACACACCGGCGAGAAGCCGUACACCUGCGAAGUAUGCGGCAAGUGCUUCGCCUGUGAGACGCUGUUGAGGACCCACAGCGUCACUCACACCGGAGAACGCAAGUAUUCGUGCGAUCAGUGCGGCAAGACGUUCACGCAGAGGUCCACGUUGGUCGUUCACAAGCGAUAUCACACGGGCGAACGACCGUACAUUUGUCCGCAAUGCGACAAAGGUUUUAUCACGCGAACCGUUCUCAAUAGUCAUAUAUCGUCCUGUCAUUGA